This is a messenger RNA of Zasmidium cellare ATCC 36951, 1365 nucleotides long. RefSeq lists its product as uncharacterized. The transcript is spliced from 2 exons. NCBI's taxonomy places the organism in Eukaryota, Fungi, Ascomycota, Dothideomycetes, Mycosphaerellales, Mycosphaerellaceae. The record is from RefSeq and is a predicted model, not a curated record. The coding region runs from base 1 to 1365 and encodes 454 amino acids. Gene Ontology annotation, biological process: spliceosomal snRNP assembly.
AUGUCGUUGAAGCGUCGGCGAGAGCGUGACAGGCCAAAAGGUGGCCCAGACGACUCGUACGACCCGAACAAGCGUGUCCUUCUCAGCUACGCUUCGGACGGAGAUGAGGAAGAUGGCGAGGGUGCCACUGAGCAGCCACUGCAGCAGCCGUCGCAAAGCAACCAAGACCUCUCGACCUAUCAGAUGGACGAGUAUCCAGAGGAAGAGGGCGAUGUAGAGGUGGGUGCUGAGCGACCUCCCGAGAUGGGCAGGCAGAAGGACGUUCCCAAAGAUACGACGACCCAACGAGACGCGGAGGACAAGAACGCGAGCAAUCGACAGACCCAGCAAAGCAAGACAUCGAACAAAUGGGGCAACAAUGUCAAAAGAAACGAGAGAACCAACCAGUACCCUCAACUCGGACUGGUGUCUUUUCAGUGGGACAAUGAAGAUGAGGACGAGGACUACGACAGCACAACAGAAGAGGCCAUGGCAUAUCUUCGAGCCGUAAGAUCCGAGCGACAAGACUUGCCGGAGAUUUUGACAGCGCCUACCCAGAAGCCGAACACCAAGGCCAGCUCGUCACAGCUCGCCGACAUGCUGAAAGAAGAUACAGCUCACGCAGGAGCCCGGGUCACAGCUGCAUUGCGUCCUGUCCCAAAAGAUGACGACCAGUCACCACAGAAAGUCUACACCCGCCACAUCACAGAACGCUUCCUUGACCAACGCAGACAACUUCACUUACAGCCGACAGCCAAAGCUCUUGCUGAUCUUGACGAUAGCUAUCCCAUAUCCUUUCCGCAAGGUAACAACAAGGCAUGCGCAGAGUGGCAUCGUCUGCUUUCGUCAAAGGUACCCCGCCUUGCUCAACUGCAAUCACUCGAGCAAGAAACGGUAUUCGAUCUCCUGGAGCUCCUGCGGACGAGGAUCCUUGCUCCUGAGCGGAAAAUCGAGAAGCACGUGAGCAACUGGAUUUGGUCUCUCCUUGCUCGGCUUGACGAUGUUGGGAAUAUGACGAAUGACCAAGUCUACCCAUUGCGUGAGUUGGGCAAGAGAGCUGUCUUCUUGCAGUAUUCCAUCACCAGCCCUGAGGUGGCUGCACAACUGGAAGCUCUCGGCCAAAGCGGAUCAACAAGUCUGAGCGGAGAUGAGAUACUCUUGGAUGAUGUUGAGCACGUGGACGAGGCGCCAAAGCAGCCAGGUCCGAGCUCUUCGAUCAAAGAUCAGGACACAGCAACAGCUGCUCCCAACGCUAUGGACAAUACGCUGGCAACCCUGGACAUGAUUCUCGUUGUCGUCGGCGAGGUCUACGGACAGCGCGACUUGCUGGAAUUCAGGACUUCAUGGGAGGCCCCCGAUUCAAUCAAGCAUGAUCAUCAAGCAUGA